Messenger RNA from Serinus canaria (Common canary), 590 nucleotides. RefSeq names its product zinc finger protein 3-like. NCBI's taxonomy places the organism in Eukaryota, Metazoa, Chordata, Aves, Passeriformes, Fringillidae. The record is from RefSeq and is a predicted model, not a curated record. Gene Ontology annotation, biological process: regulation of transcription by RNA polymerase II. The annotation marks the transcript as partial. Gene Ontology annotation, molecular function: RNA polymerase II cis-regulatory region sequence-specific DNA binding; DNA-binding transcription factor activity. The transcript is spliced from 2 exons.
AUGCCCCAGGACACCCAGGCAGGGAAGGAGCUGAGGAUGGAGAGCAGGGGGGACAAAUCCCCACAGCAGAACUUUGUGGAAGAGAAGCCCUACAAGUGCCUGGAGUGUGGGAAGAGCUUCAGGCACAGGUCCCACCUGAUCCGCCACCAGAUGAUCCACACCGGGGAAUGGGCCUAUGAGUGUGGGGAGUGUGGGAAGGGCUUCAGCUACAGCUCAGAACUCGUCACCCACCGGCGCAUCCACACUGGGGAGAGGCCCUACGAGUGUCCUCGGUGUGGGAAGAUGUGUCACACCAGCUCCAAUCUCCUCCAGCAUGAGCGGAUCCACAUGGAUGAGAGGCCCUUUCGCUGCCCUGACUGUGGGAAGGGCUUCAAGAACAACUCCACCCUCGUCACCCACCGGUGCAUCCACACUGGGGAGAGGCCAUAUGAGUGCCCCACAUGCAAGAAGAGGUUUCAAACUAGAUCCCAUCUCCUCCAGCAUGAGCGGAUCCACACGGAUGAGAGGCCCUUCCGCUGCUCCGACUGUGGGGAGGGCUUCAAGCAAAAUGCUCACCUCAUCACCCACCGGCGCAUCCACACUGGGGAGAG